AUGGAGGCCACUCCUGAGAAGGCUCUGUCCUUGCAUCCCACCAACUGGAUGUUUAUCAGUGACAACGCAGAGAGCAAGGCUCAAGAUGAAGACCUGAGGACCUUGGCAGAUGCAUAUCGGUCAGUUUCGUGCCAGAACUCAAGCCUGGAAUGUUUAGCCAAGAGUAUCUCAGCCCAUCAUCUUUCAACAAUGCAGACCCAUGAGCCAUUAUUAGAAACGUCUGAUAGUGUUAAGGAAGCAGCAGCCUCUGAGAAUCAGACGGGCCGAACGGAGGACAAACCAUGGCCACUGGACACGCCCUUCCAGAAGGAGAGAGAGCCCUCCCCAAGGAUCAAGAUCAACCUUAAUUAUCGCAAGGGACUUGUUGACCCAAAUGACCCGGAUUGCUUUGAUAGAGACCAGCUUUUUAGCACCGUUACCAGGGGGAACCCGGAGGAUCUGGAAGGCCUGAGUGACUACCUGAGACGAACCCGUAAAUAUCUCACAAACUCUGAAUAUACAGAUGGCAUCACAGGCAAGACCUGCUUAAUGAAGGCCCUGCUGAAUUUAAAAGGCGGGAGGAACCCCACCAUCCCACUACUGUUGCAAAUAGACAAGGAGACUGAGAACCCCAGACCGCUGAUCAACGUUGCUUGCCGGGAUAGCUACUACAGAGGUCAUACAGCUCUCCACAUUGUCAUUGAGAAGAGGAAUCUAGAUCUAAUCCAGCUCCUGGUAGAGAAUGGUGCUGAUGUCCAUGCCAGGGCUUCUGGCAAGUUUUUCCAACAGAGGAAAAAAGGAGUCUGCUUCUAUUUUGGCGAGCUUCCCCUCUCCCUGGCUGUGUGCACCAACCAGGCGGACGUGAUCCAGUACCUCCUGCAUAAUCCUUACCAGCAGGCCAGGCUGACGGAACAGGAUUCCCAGGGCAAUAUGGUCCUCCAUGCCCUGGUGAUGGUGGCCGACGAUACGGAGAAGAACACGGAGCUGGUGAUCAGGAUGUACGACGAGGUCCUGAUCGAAGGCUCCAAGAUCAACCCCACGUGGAGGCUGGAGGAGAUGGUCAACCAGAAAGGGCUGACCCCUUUGAAACUGGCGGUCAAGACUGGCAAAGUAGAGAUUUUCAAGCACAUUCUUCACUGAGAGAUCAAGGACCCGGCUUUCCGGCAUCUCUCGCGCAAGUUCACCGAAUGGACCUACGGGCCCCUCCAGAUCUCUCUCUACGACCUGUCCUCCAUAGACAGCUACGAGAAGAAUUCAGUGCUGGAAAUCCUGGCCUAUAACAGCGACACCCCGAACCGGUACAAAAUGGUGGUCAUGGAGCCUCUGAACAAGCUGCUCCAAUGGAAGUGGGAUUCCUUUGCGUCACAGAGAUUCCACUUCAGUUUCUUCUUCUACCUGCUCUUCAUGUUCGUUUUCUCGGCUGUCGCUUACCACCGGCCCGUGGAUGAGAAACUUCCUUAUGCAGUGACGGUUUCUGCCGGAAGUAUCUUCAUGCUCCUGGGCCAGAUCAUUGUCUGUCUUGGAGGCCUUUAUCUCUUGGUUGGUCAGGGUCUCUACCUGUGGAGGCGACGCAAGUCCUUGAAGAGUCUGCUUGCAGAUAGCUGCAUUGAAAUUUUUCUGUUGGUUCAGUCGUUUGCACUGCUGACUUCUGUGCCACUGUACCUUUUGGGCAUGGAAGAAUACGUACCUUUCAUGGUUUUCUCUUUGCUUUUGGGCUGGGUGAACAUGCUAUACUACACCCGUGGCUUCGAGCAGACCGGGCUCUAUAGUGUCAUGAUACAGAAGGCUAUUCUGAGGGACCUUCUGUGUUUCCUCUUGGUCUACGUGAUCUUCCUCAUGGGCUUUGCAUUAGCCCUCUUCACUCUCGCUGGAAAAGCUCCAGCCUUCAAUACGACAGUUGCCCCGAAGACGGAGGAGCACAUAUCCCCGGUUGUCUACUCGGGGCUGUUCCAAACCUGCCUGGAGCUCUUCAGAUUCACCAUUGGGAUGGGUGACCUGGAGUUCCAAGAGCACGUGAAGUUCAAGUACUUCGUCAUGUUCUUGCUCCUGCUCUUUGUGAUCCUGACCUACAUCCUCCUGCUGAACAUGCUGAUUGCCCUGAUGAGCGAGACGGUCACCAAUGUCUCCGGCUACAGCCAGAGCGUCUGGAAGCUCCAGGUCAGUCCCACAGCGGUCAGUCCCACAGCAUUGCCUUCUCUGCUGGGCUUCUUUUGA
Messenger RNA from Hemicordylus capensis (graceful crag lizard), 2193 nucleotides. Its product is annotated as transient receptor potential cation channel subfamily V member 2-like. Lineage: Eukaryota; Metazoa; Chordata; Lepidosauria; Squamata; Cordylidae. Gene Ontology annotation, biological process: calcium ion import across plasma membrane. Gene Ontology annotation, cellular component: membrane. Gene Ontology annotation, molecular function: calcium channel activity; protein binding. The transcript is spliced from 14 exons. The record is from RefSeq and is a predicted model, not a curated record.